Molecule: messenger RNA, 1851 nt
Organism: Zeugodacus cucurbitae (melon fly)
Lineage: Eukaryota; Metazoa; Arthropoda; Insecta; Diptera; Tephritidae
Gene: La
Product: la protein homolog
Exons: 4
Coding region: 170-1411 (413 amino acids)
Biological process (GO): positive regulation of translation; RNA processing
Cellular component (GO): nucleus; cytosol; cytoplasmic stress granule
Molecular function (GO): RNA binding
Source: RefSeq, a predicted model, not a curated record
AACACUAUUGUCAAAAGUUGCCGAUGUUUCAUUGUCAGCUCGCUGUCAUUUCUUGUUAAAUUAUUUUAGCGGCGUUUUGUCUGGAAACGUGUUUCUUUUGCUCACACGUGUUUGAUCAAGUUUUCUUCAGGUUUUUAAUACAUUUCAAUUCAUUUCUUAGGUAAAUAAAAUGGCUGAUGUUGCUGAUAUUCCCGUUGAAGAAGUGAAAAAUGGUGCGGCCGAAAAAGCCGAAGAAGUAGGCACGGAAAAACCUACGGUCACUGCAGAUGAACUCAAGAAAGACGCUGCAGAAGAAGUCAAAGAAGACAGCACAGAGGAAAAAAGCGAUGUUGCAGAAGAGGGCAAGAAGGAAAGUUCCGAAGAUGAAAAGACCGUUGACCCAACACUGACCAAACAAGAACGCGCUAUUAUACGCCAGGUAGAAUACUACUUCAGCGAUGCUAACUUACGCCGUGACAAAUUUCUGUUGGAGCAGAUCUCCAAAGACGAAGAGGGCUGGGUACCUCUUUCAGUCUUAUUAACAUUCAAACGUUUAUCAUCUCUGAGUAGCGAUCCAAAUGUGAUCAUUGACUCGCUUAUCAAGUCAGAUGAAGGUUUAUUAGAGAUUAGUGAAGAUAAGGAGAAGCUGCGCCGUCACCCGGAGCGUCCCAUUCCUGAACACAAUGAGGAACAACGCAAGGAAGUGCAAUCACGUACCGCUUAUGCUAAAGGUUUUCCAUUGGAGACCACCAUGUCCGAGCUGAUUGAUUUCUUCGCACCUUACGAGAAGGUGCUGCACAUUACCAUGCGCAAGUACCUAGACAAACCCAGCAAAACAUAUAAAUUCAAAGGCAGCGUAUUUGUUACAUUCGCGAAGAAGGAGCAAGCGCAAGAGUUCAUCGAGAAAGAGAAGGUUCAAUAUAAGGAACGUGAACUUCUGCGCAAGUGGCAAGAUAAGUAUUAUGAAGAUAAAAAAGAGGAGACCAAGUCUAAAUCAAAGAAGGGCAAAGCAAAAGCAGAGGAGGAAAAGUUACAACUGCCCAAGGGUACCGUUGUAUAUUUCGAAAAUUGCACAGACGUCGUAACCCGCGAACUGUUGCGUGAAGCUGUAGAAAAGGUUGAAGGAAAUUGGGAAAUCUCUUAUAUAGACUAUAGCAAAGGCGACAAGACAGGCCAUAUCCGCUUUUCGGAUGAAAACAAUGGAUCUCAGUUCCUCGAGAAAUUGACUGAUAAAAAGCUAAAAUUGAGUGAUGACUUGGAGCUGGUGUUGCGCACACUCGCCGAAGAGGAAGAGAAGACUUAUUUGGCUAAGGCUGUUGAGCAAAUGAAGAGUCGACGAAAUCAUCACAACAAGAACAAGUUCGGGCACGGCAACCGCAAGCGUCGUGGCGGUCAUGACAAUCGCAAUGACGAGAAGCGAAGGAGAUCUUAAGCAAAAUUCUGCAAAUGAAGUAAUGCAGAUAAUUUUUAACAAAUGGCUCGAAACGGUCAUGGCAAUGUUAUAUUUAUGUGCAUAAUUAUAUGUAAAGUUUAAGUAAAUAGCAGUAAUGUAAAGUCAUACGCGAGUAUAUGAGACGUACGAAAAUCUUGACGCAUACACAUUUUCCACUUUUUAAUUCAAAAAUAUAAGAAUUCAUAUAUUUUUCAACAUUGUGUGCUUCGUGAAUGUUGGUGUGUCAACCGAAAUUAUUUGAAAAUAGACUUAGAUUUAAAGAAUCACCAAUAUUUGAAAAUAUUAUAAAGAAUAUUUUUUAUCAAAAUAUAUAUAUAUGCAUAACAAUUUAAUACAUUCGCAUGUAUUUAACGACUGGCUCGAAUUGGCCAAAGUAUAAUAAAACAAACAAAAAUCAAACAAAAUGUUCCACAAAGCUA